AUGGUGACACACGCUAUAGUGGCAGGGGUAAUCCUAGAGAGGGUGGAGUGGCAGGAGGACAAUUCGCCAAUAGAUAUUAUCACCCUACUGUCCAUCGUAAGGCCAAGAAUAGAAUUGGAGAAGUAUAAAAUUGGCCAGAUAAUUCAUGCUAAGUGCCGAGGCUUUCCAGGAGACUAUCCCGCUAGGAUAUUGCAUAUAGGAGCGAAUGAUGCAGAUAUGAGGAAGAUUUUGAGAAAUUUGACUUCUGGGCAGAAAGAAAAUAAAGGUACUUAUAAGUACAGUGUUAACCUCAACUUUCAGAGCCACCAACAAGACCAAAUAAAAAGACACCAGUACCUGCAUCAGAGAAAAAGGAAGCAAAAAAAAAGGAAGAUUGAUGAAAGGAAAGAACUAGCAGAGAAAAGAAGAGAAGCCAGGAGGAGAAAAUUUGAAAGUCUGGAAGCCCAAUUCGAUUUGGAGUUUCAGAGAAUAACAAGGAAUGAUGAGGAGAGUGAUCAAGACAAAGCUAAUAGAGAGAGUGAAACAACAGGAAAUAGAAAGAAAACAGAGCCUAUAUCAUCAGAAACAAGGAAUGCAGGAAAUGCUGGGCAAGAAUCUGAAGGGGAUGUGGAAUAUGAUUUGGUGCUGGGAGAUUUUUCUGAUGAAGAAGAGACUUUGUAUAGGUCUUUGGACGGAGCGGGGACUGUAGCUUGUAAUGCUAAGGGCUACCCCAAGAUUGCCCAGAAACAACCAAGGCAACAGUUCAGAGAUGAGGAGAGAAGUGAAGUGAACAAAGAGACUCAAAGAAGUACUGAUUGUGAUAAUUGUAGGCGUUUGAAGUGUGAGGUGGAAAAACUGCAGGAAAAAAUAAAGCAAUUGGAGCAUAUUAAAUUCAUAGAGGAUGAUUACGAAAUUCCCAGGCCAGGUCUCUUACCAAAGGAAAUUGGAGAAAAAUACAAGAUGGUUGAGCUGGUCCCAGGCAGUUCGGUAUAUAUUCCUCGCCCGGACCUUGUUUCUUGUUUCAAACCUGGGAAGGUGAAGAAAGGUAGUGUGCAACAUGGUUUGAGGACGGCUAGGCUGCUGAUGUCAGUUUUCUUCAGCAGAGAAGAACUGGCUAACUGCACUCUAACUAGCUCUACUGAGGGGAAAAAGCAGCUGAAUCCCAGGAUAAUUAAAGCUAUAAUAGACACCUGUUCGCAAAGCAGUCCAGCCACCCCAGGCAAACUGCGGCAGGCCAUAGCCUGCAAAAUUACAGCAUUUUCCUGCAAAGCAAGAAAAACAAAAAGCAGCCCAUGUGAAGACACAGAAGACAAUGAAUGGAUGGGAUAUCUGCCAUGAGAGAACAAUAGGACCAGAUCAGAUCACACUUAUAAGGAGAAGGUUGAUGUACCAAGAAAAAUCAUAUUUACAAUCUAUCUUUUUAAAGUGAAAUUUUGUAUAAAACAG
Messenger RNA from Lingula anatina, 1425 nucleotides. RefSeq lists its product as uncharacterized. Gene Ontology annotation, molecular function: DNA binding. The record is from RefSeq and is a predicted model, not a curated record. Lineage: Eukaryota; Metazoa; Brachiopoda; Lingulata; Lingulida; Lingulidae.